GAAGUGAUGUUUGUCUCCUGAUGUUUUUCCCAGCAUGCCCUGUCUGAAAAGGCAUGUGUGAAGAUGUUUGACCCGAAGACGACCUGUAACCAGGAGUGUCUCAUCACCACCUUCCAGGAGGUUUACUUCGUGUCGGAGAGCUUCGAGGAGGCCAAGGAGAAGAUGAGAGAGUUUGCAAAGACAAUAAAGCGCCCGUUCUCUGUGUACUACAACCCGUACACUCAGAGCGUCGACCUGCUCAAAGACACCCGCAGCAUCGAGGACGUGGUGCAGGACCUGCGCAGCGACCUCACCACCGUCUGCGACGCCUUGGAGAAGAUGAACACCUACAUGGGCAUCUGAAGCUGGGGAUGCACCACCAAGCUUCUGCAGAACAUCAGCCGCCAUCACGCAUCCAUCUACGCCUCUGAGUCCAAUGUAGCAACCACAGGAAGUUAUCAGCUCUCAUACCGGCUCAUAGUCUGUAUCACAGCACUACGAAUCCAUCAAUGACGACUUACUGAUCAGCUCAAAGGUUACCGAGACCCUGCCCAAGCAGCUGCAGGUGUUUCCUCAUGAAGGCAGAUCCAGGACGAGGCCCGCUCCCUGUAAGGCUCCCCACGCCGAUCCAAAGCUGCGUUCACACGAACCACAGAGCAAAGUUUCACCUCGCUGCGUGCAGCAUUCACGUCCCCCCGUCGCUCCAUUUGACCACCUGCAAAGAGUCAAAGGCCUGUUUUUGGCACUUUCAAACCAUUUAAGUUCAUCUGAAUCCCGUCUCGUUCGCUGCAUUUCCGGCUGAACCGCUGCAAAGCAUGGCAGCGGUUAGCUCAAUACGAUCAACUCAUCAGAGCAGCAGGUCAUGAGUAAGAAGGAUGUCCAAUAAGACCCUCGCACGUUGACUCACCUCUUUCAAAACCCCCUUCAGCCGACCCGCAGUCCAUUGUAAAAAUUAACUUUCUGUAAUUUUUCACCUCAAAGACCUGUUUCUCCUUUACGUUGGCGCCAAACUGCACAGGCUACCAUGGCACUUACUCAGCUGUGUGAUGGAUCCACAGUUCAGCUCAAAGUGAACAAGAAGAGAAAUCGUGCGACUCCCGCCUCAUUCACACUGCGAUUCCUCUGGCGUCCGUCUGAGCUCUCGCCAUACUUCCUGUCAGCAGGAUCGAGUGAAUACAUUGUUUAUUGCAUCAAAGCGCAUUCGCCUCUCUUCGUGUUGCGUCGUUUUCGAUGUCAUGGCGUGAAAGCUUCCCUUCGUGUUUGGUGUGAACGCUCCAUCUGAAGGUCCUCCCCUCUGAUGAGCUUUGAGCAUCGAGGUCACGUGACUAUAGAGCAUCAAUGAGUCAUGUGAUCUGACUGAGGAGGGGAAGAGUUUGUGUGAUCUGUGGACUGAACAGGCGGCGCUCUCAGCCUUUGCUGACUGGCCGUGGCUGACUGAACUUCCUGUGCUGCUGUGUUGUUUCUGUACACACCUGUAAAUGAUGAACCAUUAAAGCUCCCGAGUGUC
Oreochromis niloticus (Nile tilapia) is the source of this 1486-nucleotide messenger RNA. RefSeq names its product tryptophan 5-hydroxylase 2-like. Gene Ontology annotation, biological process: aromatic amino acid metabolic process. Gene Ontology annotation, cellular component: neuron projection. Bases 64 to 342 code for a protein of 92 amino acids. The transcript has 2 exons. Gene Ontology annotation, molecular function: tryptophan 5-monooxygenase activity; iron ion binding. Lineage: Eukaryota; Metazoa; Chordata; Actinopteri; Cichliformes; Cichlidae. The record is from RefSeq and is a predicted model, not a curated record.